Molecule: messenger RNA, 4716 nt
Organism: Hemiscyllium ocellatum (epaulette shark)
Lineage: Eukaryota; Metazoa; Chordata; Chondrichthyes; Orectolobiformes; Hemiscylliidae
Product: transcription factor Dp-2-like
Exons: 15
Coding region: 1374-2720 (448 amino acids)
Biological process (GO): regulation of transcription by RNA polymerase II; regulation of cell cycle
Cellular component (GO): nucleus; transcription regulator complex
Molecular function (GO): RNA polymerase II transcription regulatory region sequence-specific DNA binding; DNA-binding transcription factor activity, RNA polymerase II-specific
Source: RefSeq, a predicted model, not a curated record
AUGGUGAUUAAUUUGGCGGGCCCUGUCCCUGUGAGUGUGAGUGUGAGGGCAGCGGGCCGUGUUUCUGGGAGGAGACCCUCCCGGUCAGAGAGCCCCCUGCCCCCGGUCAGACACGGUGACGGUGAUGCCCACUGUCAGGGAGAUAAGGUUAGCCGCUGUCUGAGGCGGGGGCGGGCCUUCGUCAGACUUCUGUCUGGUUCCACCACCCCCCCCUCCCCCCACAUCCCCCCAUCCUGUGGAGCAGGGACGUUCAUGAGCUUUGUGUGUGGACAGUGAGUGUGUGUGUGGACUGUGAGUGUGGGCAGUGAGCGUGGGUAGUGAGCUUUGUGUGUGGACUGUGAGUGUGAGUGUGGACAGUGAGUGUGAGCUGUGAGUGUGGACAGUGAGUGUGUGUGUGGACAGUGAGUGAGAGCUGUGAGUGUGGACAGUGAGUGUGUGUGUGGACAGUGAGUGUGGGCAGUGAGCGUGAGUAGUGAGCUUUGUGUGUGGACAGUGAGUGUGGACAGUGAGUGUGAGUGUGGACAGUGAGUGUGUGUGUGAGCUGUGAGUGUGGACAGUGAGUGUGUGUGUGAGCUGUGAGAGUGGACAGUGAGUGUGAGCUGUGAGAGUGGACAGUGAGAGUGGGUAGUGAGCUUUGUGUGUGGACUGUGAGUGUGGACAGUGAGUGUGAGUGUGGACAGUGAGUGUGAGUGUGGACAGUGAGUGUGUGUGUGAGCUGUGAGUGUGGACAGUGAGUGUGGACAGUGAGUGUGGACAGUGAGUGUGGACAGUGAGUGUGAGCUGUGAGUGUGGGCAGUGAACUGUGAGUGUGGACAGUGAGUGUGAGCUCGAGUGUAGAGUGUGAGUGUGUAAGCUGUGUGUGCAGAGUGAACUGUGAGUGUAGAAGGUUUGCUCAGAGUUUGAGGGAGGGAGGAGGCCCUCUGACAGAUUGGGCCAGCUGACUGCUGCUGCUAACGUCUGGGACACUUGUUGGAGCAGGCACCAAAGAUGUCUUUUUUUUUCAACUAGGAGCGGGAACCUGGAAGUCGUCAACAGAGGCUUCUGAGAAGGUGAGGCCUGAAGUUAAAAGAAUUCUGAGUUGAUUGGCUUUGCAACUUACACUGUGUACAGUGGUGUCCAGGUGCACAAAACCAACUUGGAGGUCAAAUUCCACUUCAGAUUAAAGGAAAAAAGACUAUGGACUGAAUGCACAUUGUGGUGUUCUGUUGCCACCUGCUUACUGUUAAUUUUGGGAUGGUCAUUUUGGCAGUGAGCCCAUCUUUUGACCAUCCUGUUGCUGUAAAUGAAGCUGCCUGCUGGAAGCGUCGCUCUUGUUUACAUCUGAGGGUUUUGGAGAACUUUGGACCCAGUGCACCUCCUUUGGGGCAGGUACAAUGGCAAAACAUGUUGCAAUAAUUAAUGCCAAUGGAGAUUUGAAAGGAUACACAGACCAGAAUCUUUUUCCAGUGAAAGAUAGUAUAUCCAUGGUUGCAGCAUCAGUUUCCAACAUUGUUUCUCAAACCAAGAUCUUACCUAAAACCUUAGGCCUAGCAAACGUGAAUGUUGCACCCCAAAUGAUCAUAAGCACGCCACAGCGAUUGAGCAACUCUGGGAGUGUCCUAAUCGGAAGUCCAUACACCCCCACGCCAGCCAUGGUUACUCAGAGUCACGUGACAGAACCAUCUGGCUGGGUUACAGGGAGCAGAAAACGUACCCAUGAAUUUAUUGAAUCUGAUUUUUCAGACAACAAAAGAAGCAAAAAGGGAGAAAAGAAUGGAAAGGGAUUACGACACUUUUCAAUGAAGGUGUGUGAGAAGGUGCAGCGGAAGGGAACUACCUCGUAUAAUGAAGUGGCUGAUGAGCUCGUGGCAGAGUUCAGUAAUUCCAGUACUCACAUGUCUUCAGAUUCUCAGGCUUACGAUCAAAAGAACAUUCGGCGCCGUGUUUACGAUGCACUUAACGUACUGAUGGCUAUGAAUAUAAUUUCUAAAGAAAAGAAAGAAAUACGAUGGAUUGGGCUUCCCACAAACUCUGCUCAGGAAUUUCAGAAUCUCGAGGUGGAGAAACAGAGACGAAUAGAACGAAUUAAACAAAAGAGAGCUCAGCUUGAAGAAUUGAUACUGCAGCAAAUAGCAUUCAAAAAUCUAGUACAGAGGAAUCGACAAUCAGAACAGCAGACACAGAGUCCUCCUGCACCAAACUCAACUAUUCAGUUGCCUUUCAUCAUCGUCAACACCAGCAAGCGAACUGUCAUAGAUUGCAGCAUCUCCAGUGAUAAGUUUGAAUAUCUAUUCAACUUUGACAACACGUUUGAGAUCCAUGAUGAUAUUGAGGUGCUGAAACGUAUGGGAAUGUCCUUUGGGUUGGAAUCAGGUAAAUGUACACCAGAAAAUCUGAAAACUGCCAACUCAUUGGUGCCAAAGGUUUUGCAGCCCUAUGUUGCAGAAAUGGCUGACGGAUCAUCCUGGGCAAACAAGGAAGUACCUACAGAUCUAAUACAAACUGCCUCAGCUUUAUCUACACCUGGCUCCAUUUCUCAGUCAAGUAUAAACCCUGGAUUAUCACUUGAUGUGGAAGUUGCCUUAGCAACUGGACACCUCCUUGCUCCAGAGAGCCGCCACUCGAGCAGCAUUGCAUCGCACUAUGAAUCACGAGGUGAAACACCAUGCUCGUUUAAUGAUGAUGAUGAAGAUGAUGACGAUGAUGAAGAUGACUGCUCCUCACUUGUUGAAGGGGAGUAAAGAGUGUGCUGGCAUACUUUCUCAAGCUGCUCACAUGCUUUUUAUUAAAGCUGUACUGUAUGAUGUUUCACCAUCCACUGUUGUCAUCCUUGUGACUGACCCUUGCAGACUGAAAGCCAAGGGAGAGAGAAAUGAACAGCAAUUCUGUGUGAAUGUGCAGAAUCCUAUGAUGCAGCUUUCAGUCUGUUGUGAUACAUUAUCAGAUUCAGUUAAAAAAUGAUCCAAAGCUGAUCAGCUGGCACAGUUUUAAUAGCUGCUAUUUUAUUUUUGUUCUGGUUUAUUUUAUGCUUCUACUCUCUCCCUUUACUCCUGUCCUUUGGAAGCUGGUGAGGAUACACCCCUUGGUUGUUUUGGCGUGUUUUAAGUGAAUCUUUUGCUUGUACGAUUGAGUUGUGGACUUAGGGUAUGUUGAAAUAAAGCAAAUUGUUUUGGUUAUUUUACAAUUUAUACAUGGUUGAGAUAGAUACGUGUUUGGAGACUGUUGCAGUUUUGAGUUCCUGACUUGGAAACAUCUAGAUUGCAUAUACUUCCAAUCUGAAAUCCUGGGUUUGCCCAGUUCUGUCGCAAGGGAGAUCCAAAGAAAUACCAAACCCUGAUGUUGAUGGAAGCUAAUAUAUGACGUUUAUCUCAAAGAAAAUGAGUAUGAUUAAGUUUGUAGUCUUAAAUUCACCUGUGUGAAUGAUUUAUUUUACAUAUUGAGCAACAAAUCAAAUGUAACAUUCCUCAACAAUGACUUUCUUUCAGAAACUGAGGAUAAUGAGUCACAACUGCUGAUCGAGUCAGUUAUUUCAUACAAAGGAAUUGAUCAGCAGCUUAUUAAAGUACAUCUGCUCCUCCGAUGGCACUGUGAAUCUAGCCGUAGUCUAUUUUAUCCACACGGAUUGAGAUGGUGCCCAAGGUUGGUACCCAGACAUAGCUAAUCUUCAGGUGGCUGUAGUUUGAAUUAAGUCAGCCUGAAGUAGACAGAGUAUUGGCUAGACUUUCUGGUUCCGAUUGCUGCGUACUACAUCCCAUUCGGGUGUACGUAAUUGGAGAUCAAGUGGGGCAGGAUCAGCCUAGAAAUCAACCAUGUGUAGUCUAAAAGUCCACCAAUAUUCAGGUGUUAAAAGACUGCCUGCAAAUAUUGAUCACCUGGAGAAGGUGCCAUGGCAUGACUUUGGACUCCGAGGCAUUUGGCCGGGUAAGGAGACACCCAUCUUCAAGAGACGAGGAGAAAGGAGAAAACUAUAUUUUUUGAAAAAACCCUUCUGAUUUUGAACUUUUGUACAUUUGACUUUUUUAAACAAUAUUUUGUCAAGUGCUAUUAUCUAGUCUUUCCAUCAUAUUUCCAGGUAUCAUAUUUUAUACUAUUCUUCAUCAGCCCCUUCUUUUAUAACGAGAUAAAAAUGUAAGCUAUGUUGAGAGCAACAGUCAGAAUAUGCAACUGAAGUUCAAUAACCUAGACCAUGCACUCACUCACCAACCUCUCCUUUCAAAGUCGGCCUGUCUCCAGAAGUCAACCUUUCUGAACCCAUCUGGGUGAAAUAGGUCAGGGGGCAGGAAUGGAAGGCAGGCGAUGAUGACAAGCAGCAGCCCACCUUACAUUCCAACCAGCGUUCUCUUCUAUUGACAACACUUCAGCCAGAAUGUACGACAAGCUGUUAGGUUGUUCUUGUCUGUUUAACACUCCUGCCCGAGACUGAUUUCACCCUCAUUGUGUUUUUGUAAAUAAUUUGCCAUGUUAUUAAUUUUUGAUUCAAGUUUUAUAUCCACUUUGUAGAAAUAUGUUCACUGUACAUAUAUAUAAAACAUUCUUCAGUUGUGCUGCAAAUAGGAUGUUAAGGUAUACGUUUUGGUAUGGUUUAAAUUAAGGGCAUCAUUGUUGAAUGUGCUGAUGAUCAUACCUGCAUGGCCUUUGGUGAUGGUGCAGCUACCUGCUUCCUGUGUUUUCAGGGAAGAAUAUUUCCACAAUGAACUAAAAAAAAAUUUGUAUUGUAGAACAUGGAAUAAAAUAAUU